Molecule: messenger RNA, 1035 nt
Organism: Naegleria fowleri
Lineage: Eukaryota; Heterolobosea; Eutetramitea; Acrasida; Naegleriidae
Exons: 1
Coding region: 1-1035 (344 amino acids)
Biological process (GO): intracellular protein transport
Cellular component (GO): endosome
Source: RefSeq, a predicted model, not a curated record
AUGCAAAGCCUUGAAAUUCAAUUAAAAAGACCAGAUCGUACUUACUUCUCCGGAGAGAAAGUUCGAGGAGUUGUAAAGAUUAAUGCUAAACCUGGCGGAUUUAAAUCAUCAGCUAUUAAUUUACAAGUAGAAGGAAUAGUAACAUUUCAAUAUAAUGGAACAAGCAAUUUAAAUAUAUUUGAUGUGGUAAUGAAUUCAUUCAAACCAAUCAAAUUAUUAGAUCUACAAAUACAAUUGGAUAAAGUUGGACAGAAAUUUCCGAGUGGAAUUACUGAUAUUCCUUUUGAAUUUGUGUUGCAACCACUCAACAAGAAAAUUCCACUCUAUGAAACCUAUGCUGGUGUUUAUUUAGCAUGUCGCUACAAGAUAUCAUGUGAAGUUAAAAUGGGCUUGUUCAGCAAAGAUCAAAAAACUACUCUUGAUUUUACUGUUUAUAAUAGAGGACAAGGUGUUGCAAUUGCCAGAAAUUUAAUCAGUACUGCAUCAUCAGAAAAUUCUCCUUCUUCAGAAUCACAACAGGAUGAAACCUCUUCUCCAGGAACGAAUAUUGUAAUUCCAAAACAACCAAAACAUUUUACUCUCACUCCUCAGACUUUACAAAAUGUUCUUCGUCACAAUGUUUCUGGAAUACCUGAGUAUGAAAUUAAGGGAUACAUUGCUGAUACCAUUUGUGAUAUUACAGAGCCAUUCGAAGGAGAAAUUGAAAUUAUUAAAACUUCAUCAAGAAUUAAAUCAGUAGAGAUUCAACUCAUUAGAGUAGAAAGCUGCAGCGUAGAAGGAGGAAAUAUGAUUAAAGAAGCAACAGAAAUUCAGAAUUUGCAACUUGGGGAAGGAAAUGUGUGCAAAGGAUUGAAACUGCCCAUUUAUAUGGUUUUUCCAAGACUGUUCACAUGCCCAACAUUGAUUGGCAGUAAUUUCAGAAUUCAGUUUGAAGUGAAUUUGAUUGUAAUUUUUGCAGAUGGAUAUCAAAUCAUUGAGAAUUUCCCAAUCAUUCUUUAUCGCAAACAUGACGACAACAACAAGUAUACUAUUUAA